GUCAGCAAGCUAAUCCGGCGGCUUUGCUUGAGAAUGGUGAGGUUGCGGGGGCUAUUGCAAAGGACUGCUUCGUGCGACAGGCCUCCCAUGACCUAGACGACUUGGUCGUGAACCUUGAGGACGGGGUACGUGCUGACUUCCUGCAUAAGUAUCCGGGGCGACUCUCCAAGCAUUUGUACUCCCCCCUGCUGACACUUGGGCUUGACUCGGCUGUUGUUCCGGCGCUCUCUGCUUUUGUCACAGAGCACUCCCUGGUCAGGAAGGUCCGAGAAGAGAUCUUCAGAGGUUGUGACAAAGCGGUGGUCUCCAAAUUCCAGGGUGCGCUUGCUGCGAUGGCCAGGUUGAUGUUGCAGCCCGCGUUCUCUCUGGAGCAGGAGUCUCUGGACUGGUUGCGGGAACUCUUCCGGCAAGGAGGGCGUGAUGUUGGGAGUUUUGGCACGUGGCAGGAUGUCGUUGCACUGUCGAAGGAACGUCCUUCGGUGUGGAGAAGGGCCAUGAAGGCGGCCAAGGCAUAUGCGCUUCUUCGAGCCCAGUGGGAAGCUGAAAAGAAGCAGUUUCUGGGUCUCCUACUUCGACAGCUCCGAUGCCUCGGAGCUACCUGUCAAGACGAUAUUGAACAGCCAGGGCCGUGUGAAGUAUGUGCCGUCUGCCAGAAAAGCUGCGCCAAUCUAAGAGCAUGGUCGCAUCAUGCCUUCAACGUCCACGGACGACUGGGAGAGGAGCGGCAUUUGGUGGCAGGGUCGCAAUGCCCGGUGUGCUUGACACAGUUCCCGAACACCGAAAAGCUGUGCAAUCAUGAAUGGGAAGUCGAGCCUUUGAUGAUGGAUCUGCUCAGCUUCUGCCAGCAGUGCAAAAUGUUGGUUUUGGAGGAGUCGUACGGCACGGCUACAGAACAGGUGGCCUCCAUUGGAGAGUUGUUUCAGCAGUAUCGCAGCAUCUUUAUUGAUGCGUUCGUGUUUGCAGACCGCUAG
Symbiodinium necroappetens is the source of this 971-nucleotide messenger RNA. Lineage: Eukaryota; Dinophyceae; Suessiales; Symbiodiniaceae. The record is from the annotation of a GenBank genome assembly.